ACACACACAAUCAUAGCUCUUCCUAUCCCCUGAAGAGUAUAUAAGCAGACACAGGAGUCUCCCAAGACGGAGCAGCAGCAGGCAACAGCAGGCAGCAGCAGACCAACUCCAACCGACAGCAGCUUCUCUCUCCAGCUUCAUCUGAGAUCAUCCUCCCUGAACUAUCACCACCAUGUCUGAUCAAGGUGCCGCCGUGAUUCCCUCCUCCACCCCCCCUGCUCCCACCGGACCCCCUCCCAAGGUGACGAACCGCGGUCGCAGCACAGUACCCAUCGCCAGCUCCAACUCUGACACAACCGAAGUACCCGAGUUUGAGCCUUUUGGUGCGGUGGGCAGAGGAUUACCACCUCUGACUGAGUAUCUUGACAUCUGGGAGGUCGACAUGAUGAGAAGGCCAGAAGAGAUGAACAAGCAGCAACACCACACCGUGUUUUACAACUCGGACUAUCUCAUCGUCCGUCGAGGACAGGAGUUCCAGGUCAAAGUCACCUUCAGUCGUCCCUACAAACCUGCUGAAGACAAGUUCGCUUUGGAGUUUGCCAUCGGAUCCAGCCCUCAGUAUAGCAAGGGCACCUAUAUUCCCGUCUUCCCCACCACGGAGCGUCAGACGGCCUGGGAAGGCCGCAUCACAAACACCUCUGGCAGCACAGUCACAAUGGGUAUCACUCCUACGGCAAACUGCAUUGUGGGAAAGUACCACAUGUACGUCGCUGUGAUGACGCCCUUCGGCAUCCGCAGGACCAGGCGGGAGGACAGCCGAAACCUCUACGUCCUCUUCAAUCCCUGGGUGGCAGAUGAUGCUGUGUUUCUGGAUGAUGAGAGGGAGCGGCAGGAGUGUGUGAUGAACGAGGUGGGGAUCAUCUACCAUGGUGCAUAUGACGACAUCGCUGAGAGAAACUGGAAUUAUGGACAGUUUAACUAUGGAGUCCUGGAUGCCUGUUUGUACAUCAUGGACAGGAGUGAAAUGCCCAUCACCAACCGAGGAGACCCCAUCAAGGUGACCAGAAAGGCCUCUGCGAUGCUGAACUCUCGUGAUGAUGACGGCGUGCUGGUGGGGAACUGGAGUGGCGACUACACCUACGGAGUGGCACCCACUUCCUGGACUGGGAGCACAGAAAUCCUGCUCAGCUACGCCACCAGCAAGCAGCCCGUCUGCUACGCUCAGUGCUGGGUCUACGCUGCCGUCUUCAACACCUUUCUACGUUGUCUCGGCAUCCCGUCGAGGGUUGUCACCAAUUACUACUCUGCUCACGACAACGAUGGAAACCUGAAAACUGACAUCAUCCUGCAUGACAACGGCAGGAUCGACCGCAGUCGCACCAAGGACUCUAUCUGGAACUAUCACUGCUGGAAUGAGUGCUACAUGACCAGACCAGACCUCCCAGCUGGCUUUGGAGGCUGGCAGGUUGUUGAUGCAACACCACAGGAAACCAGUGAUGGCAUGUACAGAUGUGGUCCUGCAUCAGUCCAGGCCAUCAAACAUGGAGAGAUGUGCUACCCAUUUGAUGCUGCCUUUGUGUUUGCUGAGGUCAACAGCGAUGUGGUGUUUUAUUCCCGGAAUAAAGAUGGCACCAUGGAGCCGGUCAAAGUGAACCAGAGUCAUGUAGGCCGCGUGGUUUUGACCAAAUCGCCGGGAGACAUGACCCGCCGCGACAUCACCGAUCAAUACAAGUUUCCUGAGGGCAGUAAGGAGGAGCGGACAGUUCUGGAGAAAGCGGAGGAGUACGGCUGCAAGAGAGAGAAGUCCAACCCUUCUCAGGCUGACGUGGACCUGGUCCUGCCCACUCUAGAGGUCAGGAUGGGCGAUGACUUCGAGUUGAGCCUGGAGUUCAUAAACCGCAGCGACCAGCGCCGUGUGGUGGACACCUACAUCAGCGGCAACGUGGUGUAUUACACUGGUGUCACCAGCUCCGAGUUCCUGUUCAGGAAUCCCACAGUGACCAUUGGCCCCAACAAAAGUGUGAAGGAGAUGGUGACAGUUGAGUCAAAGAACUACAUGAAGAAUCUGGUGGAACAGGCCAACCUCCACUUCAUUGUUACUGGGAAGGUCAAGGAGACCGGCAAGAUUGUCACCGCCAUGAAAGUCGUCACCCUGCACAAUCCCACACUCACCGUCACGGUGUCAGGUGUGGGCAAAGUGAAUGAAGAGAUGAUGGCGACUGUGGAGUUCACAAACCCCUUCACUUUCAGUCUGGAUGGCGUCUACAUUCGCAUGGAAGGACCUGGGAUCAUGUCGCCCAAGUUCAAAUAUUACAGUCUGAUCCCAAGAGGUUCAUCCCUUACCUGGACCGAGUAUUUCAUCCCACUGAGGGCUGGCAGCACCAGGAUGAUUGCUACUCUGGACUGCCCCGCUCUCAGGCAGGUCCACGGCCAGGCGUCUGUUACCAUCGAGCCCUGAAGGUCACUGAUGCCCGACGUCACUCAACCCAUUUACACUUUAGCUCAAAUACAGGCAUAUAACAUAGUUACGUAUCUAUAGGUUUUGCAACUAUUUAACAGGCGUAGCUUCUGCAUUCAUAACAGAGGAGAUAGUCAUAAGCAAGGAGAGAACAGAUCUCUGAGAUUUAAAAAAUACUCUUAAUUUCUAAAAGUUUAAAAGAAGCUUUUCUUCACAUUUUUAUACCGUAUCAAACUUUUUAACAAUUAAAGAGCAACUGGGUGAUUUAUUCUUUUUUUUUUUUAAAUCCCUUUUAAAUCCCGCAUAGUCUGUGUUUAAUUUAAAUCUGCAUUGGUCAAUUUUUGGCCACUGCGGUGCAGCAUUACACCCAAAACAAGAUGAACACAGUCCUGACAUAUUGUUGUUUUAUGAGGUCAGUAGGGUCAACAGGGCCGUUAGUAAGCACCGCCAACUUACAAGUCCAGUAGACACAGAACAACAUUAUUGACAUGAUCUGUUUAAGUCCAAUAUUCACUCUCUUAAAUUUGGCUUAAGUCACCCACUAACACUCGAGAGAAAUAUCUCUGUCUUCAGCAGCUAGUUGCUAACUUUGUCUGCUACUAGUUCAGUGGAUUUGUGAGAGCUGGAUUUCCUGAAAAUGGCUUCCUGCAGCGGUUCGAGACAGGGUUAAUUAGGGCAGUAACACUGAACAGCACAGUAAUCUAAACAAUGACCCUCAGAGGUCUGUGGAAAUGCAGAGUUGGAUGAUAAAUCUCUGUGUAUGUAGGAUAUGAGUGACACAUUUUAUUCCAUGUUUAAUUUCAUAAUCAAAACUACUACUAGACUACUGAUUAGUGAGCUUUUUGAAAUGUAUUCCCACCAUGCAACUACAGCUAUUAAACUGAAGUAUCAAUGUUUUUGCUUGAGAAAAUAUAAAAAAAAUAAAUAAAUAAAGAUCUCUUUCUACAUCUUUA
This is a messenger RNA of Scatophagus argus, 3351 nucleotides long. It is a transcript of the gene f13a1b, whose product is annotated as coagulation factor XIII, A1 polypeptide b. Gene Ontology annotation, molecular function: protein-glutamine gamma-glutamyltransferase activity. The coding region runs from base 173 to 2398 and encodes 741 amino acids. Gene Ontology annotation, biological process: peptide cross-linking; blood coagulation, fibrin clot formation. The record is from RefSeq and is a predicted model, not a curated record. Lineage: Eukaryota; Metazoa; Chordata; Actinopteri; Scatophagidae. The transcript is spliced from 15 exons.